Molecule: messenger RNA, 745 nt
Organism: Physella acuta
Lineage: Eukaryota; Metazoa; Mollusca; Gastropoda; Physidae
Biological process (GO): neuropeptide signaling pathway
Cellular component (GO): plasma membrane
Molecular function (GO): G protein-coupled peptide receptor activity
Source: RefSeq, a predicted model, not a curated record
UAGGCUCGGCAUCAUUUGUGUCUGUAAACGGUAAACAUGUAUUCAUGCGCGACAAAAAUACCAACAAACCUCACCACUCAUGUAUGCAACCACUGAUAGCAACAACCAUCCGGAUGUAAAUUGAUUUGCGUCUAUUGCAUGCAGCAUGCAGCCCACUGCGGGAUUCCUGUGGAUUAUAAAUAUGUUGUUGCUGAGCAUUAUAAAAUCUCUGUAUAAAAAUCCUAUUUGCAUAUUCAAAUUAAACUGUUGAUAAUUCAGCUAUAAUAGUUAAGGGUUAUGAAAAAUGAACAAUUCAACGCCAUCAACACACGUUACACCGCAAGAUGUGGUUCACUCAGAAGUGGAGAAGUGGCAGUGCCUGGAGUGGCUGCAGGGUAUCAACAACAGUGCCAACAUCCCGUCCUUUGUGCUGCUCUCUGUCCUGACCAUCUGUGGCGUCUUCGGCAACUCGCUCAUCCUGAUGGUGUACUCACGUAAAGUUAACAAAACCCCGACGGUCACUCUCAUACAGGUCAUCGCCUUCGUGGACCUGAUGACAAAUGUGGUCAUCAUUCCAGGUACAAUCUACACCAUUCUACACACUGUGACCUACACUAACGUUAUCGUAUGUAAGGGCUACUACUUUCUCAACAGUUUUACAGCCUGGACAUCGGCGAUUCUAUUGGUCAUAGUGGCCAUAAUAAGGUCGGUGUGUGGAGCAAAAUAUUAAACGUGGCAACAUGUAACACUAAUGAGAAUAAAUGUC